Molecule: messenger RNA, 12135 nt
Organism: Cygnus olor (mute swan)
Lineage: Eukaryota; Metazoa; Chordata; Aves; Anseriformes; Anatidae
Product: neurotrypsin-like
Exons: 15
Coding region: 3609-6077 (822 amino acids)
Biological process (GO): proteolysis
Cellular component (GO): membrane
Molecular function (GO): serine-type endopeptidase activity
Source: RefSeq, a predicted model, not a curated record
ACUCGAGGUGUGGCCUCACCAGAGCUGAGUACAGGAGGACAAUCACUUCCCUAGCCCUGCUGGCCAAUUUCUUUUUAGCCUGACCGGCAUCUAGGCCCAGAACCAGAGGGAGAUUUAUUGACGUUUUGUUUUGUUUUGUUUGUUUAGAUUUGCAAAAUAGCUGUGAUUAUUCCAACUUUUUAAAAUAUCCUUUGCUCCCUAGUACUCCUGUUGGAAAUUUGCUAUUGAUUAGUUUUUCUGUUGAGCAGAUAGCCUUCAGCAUCUGCAUGCCUGAUGUCCUUAGAGGGUCAGAAUAAGAUUUGUACUUUUACAUUUUUUAAAUACUUUUCUUUCUCCACUUGCACCUUAGUUAUCAAUUAGAAGCAGGCUUACUGUGCUUUUGUAAUUAGUAGUCUGCAAACAAAGCUGCUAAGGAUUAAUGAUUUCUACUGGCUACCAAAAAGUAUUCAGUAGAUGCACAAGAGAAUGACCUAUAGCACCUCUGUAUAAAUGAUGUUUGCACUAAAAUGGUCACUUGAGAAAGCAAAGAACCACCUCUGUUGAAGGAUAUGCACUUGCAUCAGUUUGUAAUCUUUAACUGUAUUUGCCCUACCUUCUCUGUUGACAUGCAGCUAUGAGACUAGCAAAAACACUAAGGCCCAGUUCCUGGCACCAAGUCAGUCUUGUCACUGACUUGAACCUGUUCUUAUUCCUAUUGUGGCAAGCAAAAUUACUUUCUUGCUUCUUAACUUAGAGAGAUGAAUAUAUACCUUUAAUGGGAAAACUUGGUGUUCAGCUGGGUUUUAUGAAUAGUAGUCCUGCCAGUUCAGGAGUAAUAGGUUUAAUUCCUGAGGUGUACAUUUGUUUUAGAAGGCAGGUGUGGUUUUUUUUUUUAUUAUUUUUAAUCAGGGUGAGAAGGUGAUUUAUGUUAAAUAGUGGACUUAGGUAAUCACAGCUACUUCAAACUUGCACGCACAGGAAAGUUCUAACUAAGUAAUGUAUCUAGAGAUGAAGUAAAACAUGUUUAAAGUACCAUAGUUAUAUUGGCAUGAUUUCCUGCUUGGUCAGUCUUAGACACAGACAAGGCUAAUUUAGUUUGUGGUUUCUUGCAAGUUGUUUAAGCUGAGAGAGUCCAGAGAAGAACUGAUGCCAGUGUAACUAGAUGUAAAAUUGUGGUCACUUAAAUAGCAAAACCCUUCUGUGUAGGCAAAUCUUUUGAUACUGUUUGACUCGUAGCAGAGUAUAAGCAAAUAAGGGAAGGAAGAAGAGAUGCAUAGCCAUGAGAAGCUCUUUUUGUAUCUGAAAUCCAUCUCAAGGAAAUGUCGUUACAUGUGCAAGAAAACCAGGGGGAGGUCUUUGCAAGAAGGAAAUAGUUUCAAAAGAGGACCCGCCAUAGAGGAGACUACUGCAAAGACCAGUAUAUCUUGACAUGGUUUGUUGUUCAUCAGGAAGCUGAAUAACAAACUUGGACUUCUCUUGCUUUUGGUGCACUGGUCUGUGUUUUCCUUUUGAGUAAAUCACUUUAAAAUACCUAGAAAAGCCUUUACUUAAGAGGGAAGCAAGCUACUGUGAGAGAAAUCCAGUACAGUCUUUUGCUGUAGGUUCUAAACUCAAUUAGUACAUGUCAGAUAGAGAUUGAAUGCAUCUGUUCCUUUCUGGUUCUAAAGGGUUAGAUAGGUGACCAUCAUCUUGGGAGUUUUGAAGUGGCAUCAACAACCUCUCAACUCCUGGCUAAGGAGCAGAGUUCUUUAAGUGUUGGUGGAUUUUCUGUUAUUGUUUGUAGUACGUCCUUUCCUCGUGUUUUCACUGGAGUAAGUGGUUCUAAAAUUCCAACACAUUCUCAUCUUUGCUUUUCAUUUUGCUCCUUUUUACCAAUGCUGCCUGAGAGUUACAGAAUGCUAUAGCAUCUAAGCUAUUUCCAUCUUCUGUUGACCUGAUCAUCUGCCUCCUGAGCUACGAGGAUCAUAGGAUAUAGGAGAUUUUCUUCUAAUUAACUGAGUGUAAUUAUUGGCCAAAUCCACUGUGUCCAGAAUGCACUGUGGUACAAAGCCACUCAAGAAACUGCUCCCUCCUACCACUCACUCAGUCCUCCUGUAAAAGAUCCAGCUGUAGUGCAACUUCAUUGCAUUUGAUGAGUAACUAAAGAUGAGGCAACACAAAACUGUCAUGUGAAGAGAGUAAUGGGCAAUAAGUGGGAAAAGAAAAAAAGAGCCUUUUCAUCAAGCCAAUGGAUUUGUAUCAGCCUGUUUCUUGUUUUUAUGCUGAAGGUGUCUUUGGAAAUGCUUCUCAGCAGGUUUGGCCAGAAGUGAGCUCAUUUCUUAAGGUGACCUUCAUGAUUUAUGCUGCAGAACACUAAGAGUUAAUCCCUCCAUAAUCCAAAUACAAAAGUAGGAAAUGUCCAUUAGACUGAGCUGAGGAGCAGCAUGGGGAACAUGUUAAAAAAAAUCCAAAAUUGAACAGCUUCAAAAUGAGCAAUAGCCUUCUUAGAUUUAAUAAUGUUUAAAACUUUUGUUAUAGCCUCUAGCCCUAAUUUAUAUGAAGGAGCAGUAAGCUGAAAACACUGGAAAAAAUAAGAUUAUUCAUAGCAAUAAAAUAAUGAUCAGUCCUCUAGAAAUCGCCCUAGCCAAUCAAAUGAAAAAUCACGUUACAGUCCAAGGUCAAGAAGACACUUGAUGGAAAAGAUCUCUGGAGGCAAUAUCCUUAAUGACAAGAUGCAGAGCUGAAAAGUGGGAAAGCGUCCUAGAGAGGGCUGUGCCACUUUCUUUUUUUUUUUUUUUUUUUUUCCUGGGGAAAUCUGGAAGAUUCUUAAAAUAAUUUUCUGGGACCCGUUUAUCUGUGUUCAAGCCUGAGGAAAGUCUGACCUCAGGAAGCUGCAAGCAGCUAAUCAAGGAGGCAGCAGAGGGGGGAUAAAGUCCAGAUUCCUUCCAACAAGUAUAAUCUCUGGCAAAUGUGCUUGUACAAGCCAUUUCCUUUUUCAGUUUCGCUGCUGGAGCUGUUGCAGUAGGAAGCCCCAGAUCCCUGCUGCCGCUACAGCCUUUGUGCUUACGGGAGGGAAGGAAGAGUCAGCUGUGGAAAGAAGGAAUUUCAAGAGAAGAGAGAGCGGCUGGCCGGGCUGCUGGGCAGACAGUGGUGGAGAGGCGGAGGCUGGCACUCUGGAGAAAUGCAUACCCACAGCAAAAUGAGAGGCUGGGACAGCAAGGGAAAGGGAGGGGAUAGCUGAGGUGUGGGAGCAAGCUGAGGGCUGUGCCCUACCCGUCUGCGCUUGCCUCCUGCUGUUUUUAAAGGUGAUAGAGAAAUUCUGGGGCAUGUUCUCCUCCCUUAUUUCUCUCCCUUCUUUUUCCCUUUCUGAGGAGAAGAGUCAAGCAGAAGAGAUGGGGAGAGGAAGAGGAAAGUGAAAUUUUAAGAUGCUCUUGGGAACUUUGAUUCCUUCCCUUCGGGUGGAAGGGAAAGGGGUGCUUUCCCCAUGCAGAAAUGAAAGAGGCAUCCCACUACCUCCAAUGUGUAGCAGCUAGUGCCCUGCACCUGGGGAAACUGAGCUGGAGAGCAAGAAGAGGAGGCAGCAGCUGAGCCCAGCAGCAAAAUGAGACUGUGAAGCUUGAAAAAGCUUCUGUUCACUUUGUACAGGAAGGAUGAAGAUCCCCAAAGUACUCACACUCUUGGUAGAGCUCUUGAGUCUGUUAUCCUGUCUCAGAAGCAGGGAGGCUCUUCUGGGAUCCCAGCCCAGCCAAAACCAUUUGCAGAGUGCAGUGUCUAGCGUGUGUGGCAUCGGACCUCUUGGGUAUUACAACGGCUCGCUGGCGGUCACUGAGGCCGGGGCAGAGUGCCUGAACUGGGCAGAUUUCCCUGAUUAUGUGCAGCAGUACCCAGACCGUGGCUUAGGGGACCACAACCACUGCAGGAACCCAGAAGGGGGAACUACACCCUGGUGCUUCUACCGGCUUGCAUCAGGGACCAUAGGCUGGGCUAACUGCGACUGUAACCAAGGUGCUGUGCGCUUGGCUGAAGAUAGUAGUGUGGAGCUCUACUUUGGUGGACUCUGGGGCACCAUCUGUGCUGACCACUGGACUGACUGGGAUGCCAGUGUUGUCUGCAGGCAACUAGGUCUCAGUGAGAUUGGCACAGCUGGAAAGAAGAGUCAUCCUGGACUGUGGCCUAUUCCCCUGCACCUGCAGUCAGCAAACUGCCAUGGGGAUGAGAAAGCCCUGCUGCAGUGUAGCUAUCAGGAAGCUGUGUCAGGAACUUGUAACCAGGGAAGCGCCAUGGUAAUGUGCGUCCCUCCAGAAGGUGUAGGUGUCCCGUUGCGUUUAGUUGGAGGAAAGGAGAGCUUUGAAGGGCGAGUGGAGGUUUACCAUGAUGGCAAGUGGGGUACCAUCUGUGAUGACCAGUGGGAUGACCGGGAUGCUGAAGUGGUUUGUAGGCAGCUGGGACUCAGUGGGAACCCAAAAGCCUUGUCAUGGGCUCACUAUGGGCAAGGAUCUGGCCCAAUCCUGCUGGAUGAAGUGGAGUGCUCAGGCAAUGAACUCUCACUUGACCAGUGCAAGAAAAGUGACUGGGGACAACAAAAUUGUGACCACAUUGAAGAUGCUGGGGUCUCCUGUGACCCUUUCACAGAGGGCACUGUCAGACUGGCUGGUAGUCGCAGCUCCAGCGAAGGCAGGGUAGAAGUUUAUUACAAUGGAGACUGGGGCACAGUAUGUGAUGAUGGCUGGACAGACCUUGGUGCCCAGGUGGUCUGCAGGCAGCUGGGCUUCAGUGGUUCUGCUACCCUGGCCUCUGAAGGAGAUUACACUGCUGGCCAAGGCUUAAUCUUGCUGGAUGAUGUGGCUUGUGUGGGGACAGAGCUCUCCCUCCUGGACUGUCCCCAUAGCAACUGGGGGCAGCACGACUGCUCGCACGCGGAGGAUGUGGGGGUCCGCUGUUCCCCUGAGAGCAACACCGUCACUGAUGGCAGCCUGGGGCCUCCUGUGCGGCUAGUGGAUGGAGAAAGCACCAAGGAGGGACGGGUUGAAGUAUUUGUGAAUGGGCAGUGGGGCAGCGUCUGUGAUGAUGGCUGGACAGACAGAGAUGCUGCAGUAGUUUGCAGGCAACUUGGUUUCAGUGGUACAGCAAAAGCCAGGGCAAUGGCUUAUUUUGGUGAAGGCCAAGGGCCCAUCCAUCUGAACAACGUAGAAUGUAGUGGUGUGGAGCACACCCUGGGGCAGUGUGUCAGGCCUGACACUGGGAUUCACAGCUGCUGGCACAGUGGAGAUGCUGGUGUGAUCUGUGACUAUGUUGAAGAGAAGGUCCAAGAUAUCAGGAGAACAGGUCCAGAGUCUGGUGUGUGUGGCAUGCGCCUGCUUCACCGUCGCAAGAAAAGGAUCAUAGGUGGAAACAAGGCUCUCAGAGGUGGUUGGCCAUGGCAGGUCUCACUACGGCUGAAGGGUUUUCAUAGAGAUACCCGACUGCUGUGUGGAGCAACACUGAUCAGCAGCUGCUGGGUAGUGACUGCAGCCCACUGCUUCAAAAGGUUUGGUGUUGAUGUACGACGCUACCUGCUGCGGGUAGGCGAUUACCACACAGGUGUGAAGGAUGAGUUUGAGAGGGAGCUGCCUGUGGAGAGGAUUGUCCUCCACAGAAACUACUGGGCUGGCAGCAAUGAUAAUGACAUUGCCCUGGUCCGAAUGCGGGGCAGAGAAGGUCACUGUCUCUACUUCAAUUACCACGUUCUGCCUGUCUGCCUUCCUGAUAGGAAAGAGAAGUCUGACAUCAACAGGCAAGCUUGCAUCAUCUCUGGUUGGGGAGACACAGGGAAGUCCUAUUCGAGAACACUACUGCAGGGGGUGGUGCCUCUUCUACCCCGGGAAGAUUGUGAGGCCCGCUAUGGACAGAAGUUCACUAACCGUAUGAUUUGUGCUGGGAACCUCUCUGAAGAUAAACGGGUGGACAGCUGCCAGGGUGACAGUGGAGGCCCACUCAUGUGUCAGAGGUCAAAUGGACGUUGGAUCAUUUUGGGAAUCACUUCCUGGGGUUAUGGCUGUGGUCGAAAGGAUUCCCCUGGUGUGUACACAAAGGUCAGCAAAUAUGUACCCUGGAUCAAGAAAGUGACCAAGCUAAAAUGAAAAUGUCCGAGCCCUAGGAACUUCAACGUACUGUCCUUUUGCCCUGCAGCAGCUGAAGGCUGUGGCUUCCGGCCUGUGACUGGUGGAGGUUUAUGUUGUCAUUUGGACACUGGGAAAAGACUUUAAUAUAGAACUGGGAGAAAACCAGUUAUGGCUGAUUCUUUCUUUAGUUUCGUUUUAGUCCCAAAUAUCUGAGCAGUGAAAGCAGGUGUACACUGGUAGGACAAAUAAGUCUGUGUUGCUCUGACCAUCCAAGUCCUGUAAGGCAGUCACAGUUAUUUCUUUGCCCUGGCACACAGAAAAGGUAGAAUUGGAGAUGCCUGUCUCUGUAAAUCUAUUACCCAAUUUUUGUAUGUUUGACGUUUGAAAAACACUGAAAGGAGAGGUGAGAUGCUCGGAGAUGGCAACAGGCUCUGGCAUAGUGGAAAUCUUCAGAUAUUUUUUCCUAAUGUGUCUCUCAUCAGUUGCAGGAAUCAGAAGAUUUGACUGAGCUGAUCAACAGGCUAACAGUUGUGUUCUUUUUCCUUCCUUGUUAGAUCUCUAGGGGGAACCUUUUCACUUCUGAGUAGUAGAUCCUCUGCAACAUGAUCCCUUUAGUGUCUGUUCCUCCUAAGAGGUGCUUAUCCCUCAAGCUGUAAUCCUGUGCCACACAUUUCUGGUUGUCAGACGCUGUGGUUUUGUUGCUGCUUUCUCCAUAUAGUGAUUCUUUGGUGUUUGUUUGUUUGUUUUCCAUGAAGUAGCAUCUCCUGGAAUCAGUUGUUUGUGUGAGAGUAAAUCUUCAUUUUUAAGAGACAACAGCUUUCUUGCCCUCAUGAUUACUGUGAGUAAUUUAAAAAUGUGACUCCAAAAGGCUGAAUAGACAUGUUAUUUUUCUUUAAAUCCAAAUGUAAUGUUAAUCUCAAACAGGUGUUGAGACAAUUUAACAGCAUGGCAGGGACUUUCUCUUGGUACCUUAUUUAUCAUAGUUAUUAACUGCCCUUUAUUUGUGGUCUUAGUCUUUAACAUCUCCAUGUUCGCAGUUCUCCCAUGAAACAUGGAAAUACUCUGGGGUAUAGAUACAAAAUAAACACAAGGACUGAGUAAUUUGCUUGAGGUGUAAAACAGGAAGUGUGCUGCAAAGCAGCUUCCUGCUUUUCUGAAGUGUGUACUAUUCUUGCAACCUUUGGACUGUGCUUCCUCUCUUCUCUCUGCACUAUUUCUCUUUUCAUUCCUCUCAGUGGAAGUAAACUGGCUUAAGAGUAUGACAGCAGUGCCAUCAGGCUAUAGUUUAGGCUCAGACCUUUCAGCCUGAACAGAAAAAAUACUGAGAGAAAGCAGGGGUUGUUGAAUACUUCAAUUUCUUCCUUCCCUCUUAUCAAACAAGUGAACAGUUUCCUACUCUUAGGCCUUCCUUACUUUUGAAAGCUAAUUUUUUUGAGUGUGUAGAAAAAUAUACAAAUAGAGGGGCUAAGUGUGUUAACAAUUGUGCAGUGCACAACAGCGUGUUCUAGCUGUGUGGCCAAGCCAGAAUGAAGAAAGGUCUGUUCAGGAGCAGCUUUGCUGCAUAACUGAUGAUCCAAACAUGGAGUAAUAAAAUGGUAUGGGACAUGUGGAACUUGUGCCAAAUGUGCAUGUUUUGGGUUCACUCAUGCACUGUGGUGUAGGCACUGACUGGGUCAGACACUGGUCUGCUGUCCGGGAGGUGUGUACUCAAGGCACCGAAAUGUUCAAUACCUAGGGAUUAGCAAGGCGAGAACGGAAGACAGAGUACGGCCUGCGGAUUAACCAUGUCAUCUCACAGGACAAGUGGUGACAGCGCCCUAGAAAUUGUCUUGGAUUCAACUAGCAGUGAUUGCCUAAAGUUUUAAUUUGUCACCUAUAAAGCAGCUUAGUCUAAAGGUGCUGACCUGGCGAGGUGUCUGUUUUUUGUGUGUGAAUGUUAAACCAAACAGUUGCAUUUACUCUCUCCAGUAGAUUACGAGACAGUUGGGUUACAACUGCUGCAAUGAGCUGUUUAAAUAUCCUGCUUGGAAACUUUAUUUUAAAAAAGAAUUGUAGGAAUCUCUAAAACAUGCAGUGUAAGAACCUCUGCAAAUUGGCAUUUGAGACUGAUCUGAUCUGUUAGUGCCUCUUCUUGCGGGGCUGAAUGUCUGCAGUCAGCUUGUGCUGAUAACCCUGUUUGAAGAGCCGGGUUUGGUCCUUCAGUAGUGCCGUGCUUGGCUCCGUGCUGGCUAGGUUGUCCUACACCUACUGGCAGAGAGUCCCUAUGAAACAAACUGAUGACUGUUCCUUAUCACCCAGGAAUUAAAAUAACAGGAGAACCGAGGACAAUUAUGUUACAGACCUCUUGUCUUGCAGGGGGUUAAAUCCCAAGUUCCAUUCUGGCAGAAGCAGUACCUGUUUGGGAAUAGAGAGGGAUUUGGCUUUAACCUUCAGCCUCCCAAACUGGAAUGCUGCAGGUGCCUUGAGUGCUGUCACACCUCUAGUUUAACCUGGUUUGAUCUUUCAGCUCAUACCUAUAAUCCAAAGAGGCAUAGAAAUAUAGAAAGGAUUGAAACUGUAAGGUUAUUUCCUUAAGCCUACUGGUUGCCCUUCAGGAGUUAUUAAAAAUGACCGUGUAACAUGUAUGAGACACAGGCCUGGCAGUGUAUUCUGAGAUUCCCAUGUUCCAGCUCAAAAUAUUUCUCUUGGAUUUUGUCACUGUGGAAGCUGUGAGAAUCAUUGUAGUUAAUGUUCUGUGAGUCCUCCAGGAGCCAGGAGGAGGGAAGGAAUUAUCUUCAUCUAAUUUUGCACCUUACUUGUACUGUAUGCAAGCCUGCAAAUACUCUCCUCCGUUGUCCCAACCUGUUUCAGAACACCACUAUUGCUCUUUGUGGUCCAAGCCAAACUCACAUGCUUUGCCACUGGGCUUACUGGAAUUGUCUGAUUGGAUGAGCAGCACUCAGCCACUCUAGCUUGUAUUUUGUACCUAAUGUUGCCCAGCAGCAGACGUUUCAAAGGACAGUGCAUGUGCAUUUGUAUUGAGCAAGUUUUAACAGCCUUCUCUUUUGGGAAAUUUUGUUCCUGGCCCAUUUAAGUUAAUUACUUGCAUUGCUAUCAUGAUUAAAAUAAAAGUACAAGUACUCAGACUUCUAGGUAUUGCACAAACACUAUGCACUAUUUUUUUUUAAUUUUCCUUAAUGUCAGAGUUCAUCUCCCUAACUUUUAAAAAAUUGUUUAACCUAACCAAACUUCAUCGUCCAUAUAAAAGUUUAAUCUCUUAUUUAAUCCAACUAAGCCUCAAUAUUUUCUGGCAAUGAUAACCAAUAUCAUUUUAUACUCUGUAGUACAUUGUUUCUUUUUAUAGUUCCAGAAUGAGUUGCCUUUUGUUUUCAUUGAAUCCCAUCUAUCCUUGUGUUCUCAGCUGUAAGAGGAAAUAAGGGGCCUUGCUUUAUAUUGUCAUCCUUUACAGAUAGUUCCGUUCCUAGAACUGUGGCUUCUCUGUCUCUCUGCAACUCAAACUGUCUAGCUGUCUGAUAAGAUGCUAACUCUCUCUCCAUGCCUUCUCUUUCUGCUGGUGUUUAAGCUCUGAGCCUAAACUGAAUGCAGUUUGAGAAAAUAAUCUACUGAUUGUUUUCAGUACUAUUUUCUAUAGUAGGCAAUGCUGUAAGUGAUUUCAGCACUGUAUGUAUAUUACGUAUGUAUACUGGAGAUAGCUUUAACCUUGCUGGUGUAAUUUUGGUGGCAGCUACAAUGGGGAGAAAACCAGCCAAGGUCAAUUUACCCUGUCUCUGGCAUGUGCAGCAGCACCUCUAAGCUCAGAGCAAUUGCUGUAGGUAUGUCUGUGAAGUAUAAUGCAGCUCUGGGCAGAGAAUACCUGAUGAUUUGUGUGGAGUGUUGCCCUGGCUGACAUACCUAUAGGACUGAGACAGUCUGUCUUAGCAGCAUUAGUCAGUGGAAUGAGGCUGAUGCCCUUACAGCACUUCUAGGAGCUGACAGCUCAGUUACUCUUGCUGGCAACUGCACUGUGCCAUGGGAACGCUUUGUGAGAUAAGUUCCUAUAGCAGUGUGGUACACGCUGGCUGUGUGAGAAAGACACAGUUGACUAGGUGGUGUCUACGUUAAGUGUCUAAGGUGCAGCUAUUAAUGCUCCAGUUAUCCCUCUUCCUAAGAGAAUACCCUGGUGCUCUGCAAAGGCUGACCCAGUGCUGGUGUUGUUCUGACCUGUAGUGCCUGCCUGGGUACCCUCCUCUGCCCUGUCUUGACACCAACCCAGGCUUUGGCCGGCUGAAGCUGGGGUAAAGUUUUAACCUAUUCCUGCAGUUGAAUGCUGUUCAGAGGAUUUCUAGGAGUUGUUCUAUGCUGUAAUUAAUCAGCCAGCUGUUUAUGAACCUGGACAGGAUGUCAAUUACUGUUGUAAUCCUUGUACCUUUAUAGCAAAGAGUAGCAGAUCAAUUCCUCAAAGGUAUUAGUGGAGUGAUUGGCUAGGAUACAGGAACAUGGAUAUUUGCAUUUUCAGAGGUAGGAGAACUAGGCUUGAUUUUGUCUAUCUGCCUUCCUUUCUGAAACCAGUAUCCUGAAGCUGUGAUGAUCUAUAAACCACUUGAAGACAACUUUUUAUGUGUAUAUUCAACCAUCAGAGGAAAGCUUUUGGCAGAUGAACUGUAUUUAAGUGACACCAUAUUGAUAGAUUUGCUGGGAGUUUCUUGCACCUAGAGGAUGUGGACACAAGAACAGAAGAGCCCCUGAUGGUUACCAGCUGGGGACAGCUCCCUGUGGAAUGAGGCAUUUUGACCUGGACCAAUGUCUUGGGCUUUGUUUUUAAUUGUUCAAGAAAAUGUUUAAUUCCCUACAUCAAGGAGGAACACUCAGCCCACUCAGUCCUAUUAAAACCCCUUUCUACUAACUGGGGGCUGAGUACCUCUAAAAUCAGACUGUUGCCAAAACUGUCAUCUCCCUUGGAUCAACACUAGUGGCUCACAAGAUAUGUUAAUAAAUGGAUUAUACAGUGACUGUGUGGGGCUCUGUCUUAUUUUUAAUAAAGGAACCUGUUCCAAGGGCAUGUUUUAGUUUGCGUUUUUUUUGGUGUUUUUUUUCUCUUUUUCCCAGCACUGAUUUAUGCUAAUUAAAUAUUUGUGUUAAUGUUAUUUUUGGAACAGUUUUAAUGUGUGAAAGAAUGUUAUAAAGUCAGUAUCAUAUUAGCUACCAUAAAAAUGAAAUGCAACAGCUCUUUGAAUGCCAUGUUUUAUGGCCUUUUGGAACAGGUGAAGGGUAUCUGCAAAUCAACUAAUUGCACUUAAAACUCAACACAGGGUUUUAUGUAUCAGCUUCAUAAUUCAUUGCUAUUGUUAUCUUUACAUACUAGUUUUGAACAAACUUGUUCAGAAAUGAUUUUGUCACCUUCCAGGGUAGGAUUUGUAUAUCACCAAUUGAAGGAUCAAAGCCAAACUUUGGAAAAGUGGAAGCAAAAUGCAAUUUGAAUGAAACACUGAUGCAAGUACACUGUUCUCCCCCUGCCACCCUCCAAAGCUGAAAUCUGUAUUGUUGUGUAAAACGCCUGCUUUGAAAAGUAACUCACCGACUACUGCAGUGACUUUCCCAAGUCAUUAUGAUUAGAUUGGGGCUUGGUGAAGACUCUAAGUAUUAUAGCACAUAAUUUUUUGUGCAUACCGUCUCUAGCUUGCUGUUGGGAACCAGCAUGCACUCACUGAAGUGAGAGCUGUUUGUGGUUAACACCUCCCUUUCUUCAUUUUUUACUUAGGGUUUUUGUACACCUACUUGUAUUUACUCUUUUCCCUGUGAGAAGCUGAGAGCUCAUGGCUGAGGCUUUGUGAGAAUAGCCGACGCGUACCAGUGGUGAAGCAGAGUCGUGUGCAUUUUAGAUGGCCUUUCAAACAUCAGUAAGCACUGUUUCACCAAGUAAGUUCCAAAGCACAUAGUCACUGUUUGGGAAAGAAACAAUGUCAAAACCAAAGCUAAGGUUACAAGUCUGUCAGGUCUCAUAUUUUGUAUUAAAGAACUUGACUUCUGCCUUCAGGUUGUACAAAGGCUUGGGAGGAGGAUACUCAUUUCAGAUUGUCAGCUAUAAGGUACUUCGGAU